CACCCACAAAAUCAAAACUUGAUUAAAUCUAUAAACAUCAAAACACGGUUAGGUGAAAUUUAAUCAUUGAGUUGGGAACAAUUACUUUCGUUUAAUGAUAUAAUGACCUCGAUCGAUAGUAGUAUUAAUGCUAUAGAUAAGGUGCUCGAAGGACUUAAUGCCAACCAAAGAAAAGCAGUAACUGCACCUUCCAAUGCUAGGUUGCAAAUCAUAGCUGGACCAGGUACGGGUAAAACUAAGGUCUUAACAUCAAGAGUUGCUUACCUUUUGUUAAAUGAACACAUAAAUCCUCAACAUAUAAUCGUCACUACGUUCACCAAGAAAGCAGCUUUAGAAAUGAUGGAACGGUUGGAGAAAAAUCUUGUUGGACAAUCGGUAGAUUUAUCAAAGUUAUUAAUUGGAACUUUUCAUAGUAUUUGUUACAGAAUAAUUAAAAUCUAUGGGAAGAAAAUAGGCAUUGAGGAUUAUCAUAUCGCAGACGAAAGAGAUUCUAAUCAAAUAUUAAAAGAAGUGAUGGAAAACUUAAGUGAUAAUGAUCGAGACUUGUUAGCUGGAGUGCCAGAAGAUGAAAAGCUCCCUCUUCAAAAUCCAAGAGGAGGAGCUGAUCAGAAAUUCGAUAUAAAGAAAGUAAAAAGGCAAAUUUCUAAGCUUAAAUCGUCUGGAGUUUCUUAUGAUAAUUAUGCGUCCAUGAAUGAUUCCAAUAGGGUGGUAUCCUUAUUUUAUAGACUUUAUCAAACCAAAUUAGAAGAGAAUUCAUUACUUGAUUUUGACGAUUGUUUAUUCAAGUGUUUAGACUUGAUUACUUCCCAUCCCGUUUUAAAUUUCGUUCAACAUGUAUUAGUCGAUGAAUUCCAAGAUUCUAAUGAAAUACAAUUACAAUUGAUGUAUAACUUUGCUAGAGGACAUCCCACCAUUCCCAAACUUCAAAAUAAUGUUACCAUAGUUGGAGAUCCUGAUCAGAGUAUUUAUGGGUUCAGAGAUGCUCAAGCAAUCAACUUUGAAAAGAUGAAUUCAUAUUAUAAGCAGAAAUAUGGUAAGCUGUGUGAAAUAAUCCAUUUAGUGGAAAAUUAUCGAUCUACGUCUGAUAUUUUAAGUCUAUCAGAAACUGUUAUGAGACAACAGCAAACUAGAACUCAAAAGAGUUUAAAAUCACAACAUACUACAACUUUUAAGCCAGUCUAUAAGAAUUUAAAUUCACUGGAAGAAGAAGCUCUAUGGAUCAGUUAUCAUAUACAGCACUUAUUGGCCUUACCUGAUUCCCCUUUGAAAUAUUCCGAUUUCUCAAUUCUCGUUAGGGCAGCAUAUCAAACCAGAGUCAUUGAGAAUGAAUUAGUGAAGAAACGAAUACCCUAUCACAUGAUUAGAGGUAGGGCUUUCUGGGAAAGAUCAGAAGUAAUUGCUAUUCUCGAUUAUUUACGGGUUAUAGCUCAUGAUAAUGAUAGAAUUGCAUUUAUAAGAUCAUUGAAUUUUCCUAAGCGAGGAUUUGGACCUAAGACUUUAGAGUCACUUCUGCAGGUUUCAGCAAAGGAAGCUGCAACUAGUGGUAUAAGUAUCUAUGAAACGUUGAAAGGAGUUUUAUCUGGAGAAAUUAGUGGUGUGAAGUUGAAUUCUAAGAACAAAAGUAGUUUGAAAGACUAUUUGGGCUUUUUGGAACAAUCAAGAGAAAUGCUUGCAAAUUUAGAUACUUAUUUAAAUGGUGAAGUGAUUGAAUAUGAGAAAAAGUCAGACUUGCUAGCAAAGUUCUUUAAAUUUGUAUUUGAAAAAUCAGGUCUUGCAAAAGAGUAUGUCGAUGAAGAUAAUCAAACUCUUAAUGUGAUGGAAGUUGAAAAGCAAUUUCGUGAAUUCACUCCUCAAGAAGUAGAUCUUCCAUUAUUCAUUGGUGGAACAGAAGAUGAUAUCGCUGAGACAAAACCAAACUUCUUAUCUAGCUUUAUCCAAUCAAUUGGCUUAUAUGAAGCUGACGCGGCCGCAUCUGAAACGGAUAAGUCCAAAGGAAAAGUUUCAGUCUCCACUAUCCAUGGAUCUAAGGGUUUAGAAUGGAAUGUGGUAUUCGUGCCUGGAUUGUCUGAAGGUUUAUUACCUGCCGGUUUUGCAAUUGCACAAGGUGGAGAAGAACUUGUGGAUGAAGAGAGAAGAUGUUUUUAUGUGGCUACUACAAGAGCAAAAUCUCUUUUAUAUUUAUCAUCAUAUACUACUUCAGCAGGAAAUUUUUACGGAAGAUCAAUUGAUAAAGUUUCACGUUUUAUAGAGAAAUUGAAUAAUCACCAAUUACUUGGAACAGUUCAAGAAGCGUUUAAAGAUUGGAAUUCAUUAAUGAAAUUAUAUCAAAUCUUAGAUAAGAAUCCAAUACCUGUCCCAGAUAAAAAGCAGUUUUGUAUUGAUACAUUCAAUAGUUUAUUGAAAUCAAGAAUCGAUAUCUACAUGCAGGGGAUUCCGCUUUCGAUUAAACAAGGUGAUUUUGUGGCUGGUGCCAAUAUAAAUACCUAUUCUAAUACUAAUAUGAUGCUGUCUGGUAUGGGAUUUUCAAGUGCUAAGCUUGAUAUGAAUAUUCCUAAGCGAUCAGUUGGACUUUGGAAGCGACAAGUUAAACCCAAGCAUUCCCCUAACACUACUACCACUAGCAAUAAUUUACAAUUCAAACCACCCAUGAUGAAUAAAGCACCUGUUUGUAAUAGACAAUUUGCGCCGCCUACUGUCCAAGGCGUUAAUAUGAAUAUUAAAAAGUCGAUCAAUAAUAAAGCACCACCAUACAUUCCUGAUAGACGAAAGAAAUGAUCAUAGUUGUUCGAUCUAUGUAUAGAUUUAAUUUCAUCAUUAAUUUAUAU
Scheffersomyces coipomensis is the source of this 2825-nucleotide messenger RNA. RefSeq names its product DNA helicase. The record is from RefSeq and is a predicted model, not a curated record. Gene Ontology annotation, biological process: recombinational repair. Gene Ontology annotation, molecular function: hydrolase activity; ATP binding; 3'-5' DNA helicase activity. The transcript has a single exon. The coding region runs from base 103 to 2775 and encodes 890 amino acids. NCBI's taxonomy places the organism in Eukaryota, Fungi, Ascomycota, Pichiomycetes, Serinales, Debaryomycetaceae. Gene Ontology annotation, cellular component: nucleus.